Molecule: messenger RNA, 1318 nt
Organism: Branchiostoma floridae (Florida lancelet)
Lineage: Eukaryota; Metazoa; Chordata; Leptocardii; Amphioxiformes; Branchiostomatidae
Exons: 4
Coding region: 197-553 (118 amino acids)
Cellular component (GO): extracellular region
Molecular function (GO): hormone activity
Source: RefSeq, a predicted model, not a curated record
UGGAAGAAAGUUGACUUGUCGUUUCCACCUCCGUAAUUUGUUCUCCUGACGUGAUGCGCAUGUGCCAGUGGGAUAAUUACCCCUCAGCACGGGUAUAUAUACUGGCGAGAACAGCGUGUGGCAUUCAGGCAAGGAGAUCAUCGGUGGACAGGACCUCUCCCUACAGACCACACCAGCAGCAGACGACAGGCAAGACAUGCUAGUCAACACCGUGGCCGCUCUCACCGUGUGCGUGGUCGUGUUCUGGGGCACGGACCACGUGGGGGCCUUACCAAGACCAGCUGAUGACGGCGACAACCCGCUGGCCAUGACGAACAGCGACAUGCGGCGGAUCGUGUCGGCACUGAUCCGGGAGGUGGACCAACUGGCUGCUGAGAAGCUGGCCGCACAGAGGGUGUUCGGACCGGGUAUCAGAAAGAGAGACUGCUCAACACUGACCUGCUUCAACCAAAAGCUGGCCCACGAGCUCGCCAUGGACAACCAGAGGACCGACACCGCGAACCCCUACAGCCCCGGCCGCAAGAGGAGGUCUGCUGAGGAGGACGAUCACUGAACACGGAACCAAACGUUAACGACGAACCUAUGUGCCAUGGAACUCAGACUUAAGCUGUAAACAAUUCUUAAACAAGCAGUACGUUUGUCAAUUCAGUUCUGAAACAAACAAAAAAAGUGAUUGAAAAGGGAAACUAGUCAGGCAACGAAAGAAAAUAAACCUUUUCAUUUGAGAUUCCUACAUUUCAGUUGGGUAAGUUGGUUGAUCUGAUAGGACUGUUUUGACAAAUGUAAAAUAAACCUUGAAUCGCAAGAAGACGUUCUAGUGGUUAUUGCAACGUAGAUGCUACUGUGUUCUGUUUAGGUUUUAGCUACAUCGUCCACUGCCGGAAAGUGUGACAUCGGUAUGAAUUGUAUCAGUUUUAUUGAUUAUCAUUUACUUUGCCAGAUACCUGAUAUAAAAGCCCACAUUAACAAUGAUAAGGCAGUUAUAUUCUCAUUUGUGUAGAAUCAUCUUCAAAAUUUGUUUUUUGGGCCCUCGCAUUAGAUUAAGUUUAUCCAUAUCAUCGAAAAGUUAACUUGAUGUGGCCCAAUUAGAAGUUACACCAGGGACACCUAGCGAGAAAUACUGGUACGACAUAGAAAUAACAAUGACGUCCGGAACGUUUGCCACAUCAACAUAUGCUGCAGUUGGUUACCUCAUGACAUUUUGAAUAGUUAAGUAGAUGAUUCGUUACAGACCUUUAUAAACCUUCCUUGCAAGCAAAAUAUGGGCUUCACAUGUCAACAUUGCCUUUGAAAUAAAUCAGAAAUAUGAUUGUAGUGG